AUGGCGCAACAGGAAAACGAAUCGAUUGAGAAGUUUGUUCAUCGGCUUCGUGAUCAAGGCCGUCUUUGUGACUACGGUGCUGCUCUGGAGAUGAGGAUCACAGAACAACUAUUUGACAACUGUGUCUCCGACUCGCUAAGAGAAGCAAUAUUGAAAAAGAAGCUGAUGACGGUACAUGAAAUUGCCGAGGAAGGCCGAGUGCUAGAGACGGUAAAACGGAAUCGAGAGCAAAUGAAGAAGCCAGCAGAGGAGCCUCAAGUAAGUCUGGUGAAAAAGCAAGGACGUGAAGAAAUUUGCUAUCGCUGUGGAAAUGUAGGCCAUUUUGCCAAUGAUAAAAGGUGUCCAGCAAAAUCGAAAAUUUGCGACAAAUGUCAAAUUGUAGGACACUUUAAGAAGAUGUGCAAAACUAAAUCCAAUACAAGAAAACUUCAUCAAAAUAAGCCGAAAGUUCAUCAAGUUCGGGAAACUGCGGGAAACGUUUCGGAUUCUAGUGAAGCAGAUGGUGAGGAUUCCGAUGACGUUCAACAGGUGUACUCGACUAAUUCAGGUUUGGACAAAACAACCUGUUUCGUCGGGGGAGUCAAAAUGGAGUGGAUUAUUGAUUCCGGAGCCCACGUCAACGUGAUUACCCGAGGAACGUGGAAGUGGUUGAAGAAACAAGGAUGUGUAGUCAGCGAAAAGAGUAAAUCGAAUAAGGUAUUGCGAGUAUACGGAGAUGGGAAACUAAAAGUGCACAAAGUCAUAAAAGCGGAUAUUUCGACGCGGGAUAAAACAGUUCAUCAUAAAAUUUGUAUAGUAGACAGCGAAAAAGGCGCCAAUUUGUUAAGCCGAGCGACUUCUGUUGAACUAGGAGUACUUGAAAUUCGCGGUGAAAUAUUCAGUGUCAAUAAUUGUAGCGAGCCGCCAAUCGGGAAACUGAAAAACGUGCAAGUCGAAAUAAAAUUGGAUAGUAGUACAUCACCCGUCCAGCAGCCGUGCAGACGGCUUCCGAUCCCGUUAAAGGCGUUAGUGGACGAUAAAAUUUCGGACUUGUUGAGACAAGACAUUAUCGAACCGGCACCACUGGACAUCAGUUGGGCUUCUCCUCUUGUUGUCACUCCGAAAGACGGUGGUCGUAAUGUUCGACUUUGUGUCGAUAUGCGAAAAGCAAAUAAGGCGAUAAUACCGGAAAAGCAUCACUUGCCAACCUUCGAAGAAAUUAUGCCGCACCUGGAAGGGUGCAAAGUGUUCAGUAAGAUCGAUCUGGUGAAAGCAUUUCACCAAAUCGAAUUAGCCCCAGAGUCGCGUGACAUUACCACCUUUGUCACGCAGGACGCAUACUAUCGUUACAAGAGACUUAUGUUUGGAAUGAAAGUGGCCCCAGAAAUAUUCCAACGGUGCAUUGAACGAGUGCUAAAAGGACUGACAGGUGUGAAGGUGUUUAUAGAUGACGUGCUCGUUUACGGAUCGACAACAGAAGAACACGAUACGCGACUGAAGGCCCUUUUAAGCCGCUUAGAGGAGCAUGGACUCACAAUCAAUAAGGCCAAGUGCGAAUUUGGACAGACGAUGGUUAGAUUCAUGGGCCACCAGCUUUCGGAAAACGGGAUCCUUCCAACGAACGACAAAGUUAGUGCGAUCCAAAACUUUCGUCGUCCUCAAACGGCCAGUGAGAUGCGUAGUUUUCUAGGUUUAGUUAACUACGUAGGUAAGUUCAUCCCCAAUUUGUCGAAUCUCACUGCACCACUUCGCAGCAUGAUAAUCAAAAGCGUUAAGUUUCACUGGUCCAGAGAGGCAAAAAGAUCGUUCAACGAUGUUAAACUAGCUUUAUCGAAUCCUAAUCAUCUCACCUUCUACAACCCGAACUACAAAACAAUACUGAUUACGGAUGCAAGCGACAAUGGGCUAGGCGCCGUUCUAAUGCAAUCUAACAAUUCUAAGCCGAGACCAGUUAGUUAUGCCAGUAAGAGUUUAUCGAAAACUGAGAAGAAAUACUCUACGCUUGACAAAGAAGCCCUUGCCAUAGUUUGGGCAACUGAACGAUUCGAAAUGUAUCUCAGAGGAUUGGAUUUCACUAUUCUAACCGACCACAAACCGCUAAUCCAUAUUUUUAGCGAUUCCUCUAGUCCAAACAAGCGACAAGAAAGAUGGAUUCUUCGCAUGCAGUCGUACCGUUAUACUAUCGUAUACGUUCCUGGUGAGGUGAAUAUUGCAGAUCCGUUGUCGAGGUUAUGCGAGGCAAUUGAAACGAGUACAUACGAUAAACAUGGCGAAGAGGGGCUAUGCUCUAUAGCAGAAGUCAACAAACCGGCGGCCAUAACCUUAACCGAGAUUGUCCGUAGCUCCCAGAAUGAUGUUGAGUUCCAGAAAAUACAGAAAGCUUUAGAUAAUGACCUCCUACUGCGAAGAGAUAAAAUCGUCAUUCCCGUCGACCUUCGCGAGAUUGUGAUACAAUUGUCACACACUGGACAUCCUGGAAAGGAGAAAAUGAAGCGGCGUCUGCGAUCAGCUGUUUGGUGGCCGGGUUUGGAUGUGGAUGUCGAAAAAGCGUGUAGGAGCUGCGUUGAGUGUCAGAUGGUGGGACCAGUGAAUAAGCCGGAACCGUUACGAAUUCGGGAAAUUCCGUCAGCUCCUUGGGUUCACCUCAGCGCUGAUUUCUUGGGACCUCUUCCGAAUGUGUUGACAACCGACAAUGCUAAAAACUUUUCUAGUCAGGAGCUCAAGGACUACUGCGUCGAUUAUGGAAUCAAGCUCACUCAUACCACGCCAUACUGGCCAUGUGCGAAUGGCGAGGUUGAGAGGCAAAACCGAUCGCUGUUAAAAGUUCUCAAAAUAAGUCAACAACAAAAAACUGAUUUAACGGAGGCACUCCAAGAGUACCUCUAUAUGUACUCGGUAACACCACAUAGUAUCACCGGAGUUCCCCCUGCAACACUGAUGUUUGGGCGUCGAUUUCGAGAUCUGUUUCCACAUGUACGAGAUGAAGUAACAUUUGACGAUGAAAUGCGUGAUAGAGAUACAGCUAUCAAAUAUCGCGCUAAGGAGAAUCGGGACAAAAGAGUAGGAGCCAAAGAAACGACUAUCAAGGCAGGACAGAAGUGGCGACUGGCGGCAGGGGAGAAUUCUUUCGCCAGACGCACUGGCCUUGAGAGGUCUCCCCAAAGGUCGCCGGGGGAAGGCGAAGGAAAAGUCCGUGGAGGGUCUGAAGAGGUGCCGGUCGAAGUGAAGAUGGACGGCACCACCCUGACCAGAGUCAUCAACUCGGUGAUGACGAACCACGAAGAACGUGGUGGCCAGACGAUGGAGGUGAUCACGGACGUGUCUGACCUGAUCAUGUCGUUCAUGGACACUCGCGUUAACUACAGCAAGGAUCUCAAACUAGCUGUACAGGCGCUCUGCGGCCUGGAGUACUGGAGGCAAAGUCCGAGAGGAGGACCCUACUAG
Armigeres subalbatus is the source of this 3423-nucleotide messenger RNA. RefSeq lists its product as uncharacterized. Gene Ontology annotation, biological process: DNA integration. Gene Ontology annotation, molecular function: zinc ion binding; nucleic acid binding. The record is from RefSeq and is a predicted model, not a curated record. The transcript is spliced from 4 exons. The coding region runs from base 1 to 3423 and encodes 1140 amino acids. NCBI's taxonomy places the organism in Eukaryota, Metazoa, Arthropoda, Insecta, Diptera, Culicidae.